CUUUUCAUAGCUCGAGUGUUACUUGUGGAUUAUAGUCCUCCAUUUGACGCAGAUACUUGUGAAUACCUACAUGACGCUCUAGUGAAUUUCUUUUCACUUGUAACACAUCUGAGCGGACCUUGCAGAACACCAUUCUUUGGUUUGUUUGCACUUACAAAAUUUGUUGAAGUGAGUCCCGCUUUUUAUUUAUUUUAUGAAUUCCUUAUAUGCAUCGCCAAAAGCUAUGAUUUAUACUGACAGCCAUCACAAAUAACUUGAAAUGUUGCAUGUAAGUUAGUUAUUUCCCCGACGAGGACUUAGCUAUCUUUAACUUAAACUUAAUUUCUCAGCUUUUAAAUACAGUACAGUAAAGCCAGUAAUUAACUGAUUUCCAACAGUUUUUUUUACUGUGGCCAUCCGCGUUGUGUGGCGUUUUUAUUAUUACUAUUAUUAUUGCUGUUGUUGUUUUUAUUAUUAUUUUUCAGUUUAUAAGUAUAUUAUCGACUGUGAAUAAAUGUAGCCUGAGUAUCAGGCGUUUCUGGGGAAAAGGGGAAAGAUGGAAGCGAAAAAGGGAAAAUCUCCUCUCCCCUAGCCCCUUAGGAAGGCCUGAUACUCAGGCUAGAAUAAAUGCGUGACUUAAAUGUAGUAUCGAGUUGUUAUCAUUAACAAUUCCCUGGUACUCGCAUCAGUUAAGUCCAAAGAUCCUUUUUAGCUUCAUAUCGACUGAGAAUAACAAGAAAACUGUAAGGCCUCUCAUUACUACCGUCUAAGCCAUUCCUAGUGAUAAAACAUUCAGUCGCAAUUGACUUAUAGUUUGCCUCACGUUUGCUCUUGUCAUUUUUAACCUUUUCAGAACCUGUUUUCCUUGCAACAUGUCAGAGGGAACUUUUCUAGGCUUCACUCCUCCUUCGGGGAACUAAAGCUUCUUGCCAAAGAAAAAGCGACUUGUCCGUGCACACCAGGUACAUAUUAUACUACAGCUAACUUACCAACUAUCCUUCGGUGAAAUGAGGGUAGUCCAUAAAGUUAAAGGCUUGAAAUACAUUAAACAGCAUUUUGCGCUUCCCUUUCGAGUUAUUUUUUCGACAAUGAAAGUUAUUUUUACUGUAGCUUAUACUGUAUACUUAAUUUACAUAACUAAUAAGGCUCUCAUUUCUUUUUAAGACCUUAUUUUACAGGGCCUUCGAGAGACUGCUGCUCAGUUUAGGCGACAAUCGCAAAGUCUAAGGCAGGUUAGAAAUUUUCUUUAUCAUAUAAUUUAUUUUAUUUUAUUUUAAUGGCGGCAGUGUUCGCUCAGUCGGUAAAGCGUGUGACUGCAGAGCGGGAGGUCGCAGGUUCGAUUCCUGUGGCCGGACCAAUACUCAGGGUCUUAAAAUAAUUGAGAAAUGAAGGUACCACGUAUGUACUGCAAGCGGCUAGAUAUUCGCGUGGCUCGGAUGACCACGUAAAUGGCGGUCCCCCCGUCUCCCGGAAGAGACGUAAAAAAUAGUGUCCCCAAUUAGUAUUCCGUACUAAAAUACAUGCAUUGACACUAAAAUAAAGUGCAUAUCUUUUAAUAAUACUGCAUGAAAAUGACAAGAAGAUUUCCUGUUAGUAGGUAAUGUGAAAGAGUUACCAUUAGUCAAUGGAAAGUUCGAAAGGAAGUAGACUGAGAGUUUUAAAUUAGCGUCGUGGCUGCCACUGAGCUGAAAGAAGGUUUACAAAAACCAGAGAAGGGGGUAAGCUUAGUUGCAUGGUCUUUUGAAACUUUGUUCUUUUAGAUGAGUACUUCAAGUUGUCAGCUGGAGAUCAUCUUCUUCACUUGUAGGGCAGCAGUUUCUGUAACAAAACAUAUCGAAAAGUUUUCGAAGAGCCUCGAUCUUGAAAGUCUGAAGGUUGGUUAAAAUCGCCGGCUCCGAUAAACUAAACUCACAACUCAUUUAAACUGAAUACUGAGUUUCAGAUUAAGACAUUUGCCGUAAGUGAACUUAAUCAUGUUUAAUUGCCAGUUCCAACCACCCCUUGUUUCCUUUCCUAAUACCUGCUGUGUACGCUGGGCCCCUUUUUGGCCGAAACGAACUAUCUCGACGCCGAGCGGCUCUGUGAGCGUUGGUUUUGGCACAGUAAUUAUAACAAUUACGAUAAAAAUAAUGCUAUAAAGAUAUGCAGCCAACUCUAUUAAGUGGUAUCAAGUCAGUCCCGAUUAAUUUAUUCAGGUGUUUGCAAAUACCAACACAGUACUAUACUAGACAAAUUUAUACAAGGAAAAUUAUAUUUGUUACAAUUCACUUUAACUUCAGAAAAUUCAGGUAGUUAUGGUGCAGAGUUCGGACGAAAUAAGUGUGGAGGAAGAAGACAGCCGCUCUGGUGAGAGAAAAACAGUAAAUAAUUAAACAACCCUACUGAUUUCUUCCAUAAGAACAUGGAAGAUUUAUAGUUAGAAAUCAGUGCCAUCUCGAACAAAAGACAAACCCAAAAAACUGGCUACGCUUCACUUUUUCAACCCAUCUCAUCAGUAUUAGAUAACACUGCCUCAUCUGCUACUCCAUAACUUCAGCUAAUUUCAAUCAUGUCCAGUAGUGCUGCGCUGCCAGUUGGGAACUAAACAACACUGCUUUAAGAGCAGUUGACGGAUCGCACUCUCCUUAAAAAAGGUCAGCAUUGCUAAUGUUCCGUAUUCUGAGCACAUACGGAGCAUGCAUAUUCUCAUUUUUACAUCAGGGCACAGUUUGUUACAAUUAGUCUGAUCCGUGGUGCUUCAUUGACACGGGCCGACAAACCGUGUAUAUACCCUCUUUGCCAUGAUUAUAUUCUAAGUCCCAUAAACGAGAUGCAGUUUACCGAAAGUAUACAGCUCUUUUUUACGGACGAUCCAUUACAGUAGCUGUUUGAUUAAAAGAAAGCAAACAAAACUCAUGUCCUAAUGAAAAGGUAUUUCAAACAACAACAUCAACUAGUUUAAAUAAUCCUCGCUCUUUUGUUUCAAGAGGAAGACAGCUCACCCGGAACAGAAGAUGAGGGACUGAUGGGUUGUGGCCUGGUAGACGUUGUCUCCUUGGAGAAAGGUAUCGCGGCCUGGCGAGUCACCCUAGCUUUUUUAGCUAAUCCCUAAGGCACUGUAGUUAAAUAAAUCACAAAAAAAUGUAACAUUUUUAAAAAACACAAAUAUUGCUGCAGGCAGACCAACUGGCUCGUUGCAAGAAAAAUAAAUCCAAAAGUGCUCAGACUGACUCCGACUUUACCUUGGCACCCAGUUUGAGAGUCAAAAAUGCUGACUUAUUGUUCAUUAACGCUGUCCCUAUGAACUAAAACAAGAUACUAUUCGUAUCAUCAACAAAAGCAAUUGAAAAGGGAGUUGUAAGAUAGCAAUUUGACUUAUCUUGUGGAUAAAGGCUGAAUCCACAAAUCAUGCUGAAUCAUGCUGCCUCGCUACAGUGUGUGAAGGGGCUACUUUUUAUAGUUGAAGAUUAGCCACUAACGGAGUUCCACGCACUUGGAAUUUAUUUGCACUUGACGAUACAAAUCGUUGAAUCGUGGCGUCCGAAUGUGUCGUAGUCCUAGCAGGAAAACGAAAUUAAUGUUACAAAAAGGUUACUACACAAAUCAAUUUGGUUGAAGCGAUGACGGGCAAAUGUUAACUUACAAUUUGUAUUCCAUAUGCGGCUAUGACCAGUAAUCUUCGUAUCUUCGAUGCGUGAUCAGUGACACUUUAAAAAUGUAAUUUGCGUAACUAAAAACCUUGCUUUUACGUGGCCAGUAGUGACCCGACCUAUUUUUCCCGCAGUGCGCAAAGUUGAGGUGUCGUUAGCCUCCCACGCAGGCGUUUUUAGGGGAGCUCGUUUUUGGGAUGAAAAACGAGCUCCCCUAAAAACGCCUGCGUGGGAGGCUAAGGUGUCGUUAAAGGCAAUCAAAUAUAUAUAUAAAAAACCUAAACAAAGGGCUUGCAAAUCACAUACCUAUAGUUACCUCUCUCUGAACAGUAUCUUGUGUGUGGGUCAUUAAGAGUAAUUUUCUCAAGUUAUGAAAAAUAAUGCUCUUUUCCAUUCUGCAGAUGUCGUCAGUUUUCAAAACUUUUUCAAGACAUGGCUGCUUGAUUGUGGCACAGAUCAAGAGCAUUUGCGAUUGUCUCUGCCCGGCGCGUUUAACCAGGAUAAUGAAAGUAAGUUUAAAAAAUGUGAAGCAUCGAAGGUCCAUUUUUGUUGUCAGUCAGUAGUAAAGUUGUUUCAUCAUCAGAGUUCAGUCGUCAUCAGCUUACUCCCAUAUAGUGAUCAUGAGCUAUAGUGCAACGUCUUUCAUUUCACUGCUUAAUCCUAAAGAGAAACAAGCAAAUUUAAAUAAUCUUUUUAGUUACAUCAUCAAUAUUAACAUCUCUAUCACCGUCAUAAUAAACACUAGCCACUAUCAUCAAUUUAAUUGUCAUGACAUUGCAUUGCAUUGCAUAACUGUAUACCUAAUUGCUCACUACAAAUCCUUUCACAGACAAACGCCCGCGAACCUGAUCUACGUUAUUAGGACAAAUGCAACAUAUUCACAUUCGUCCGUAACUCACCCACUUAUUAUCUUUGCCAUCAUCUUAAUAGUGCACUUGUAAGCUUCUGAUUUAUUCCGUGUUCCAGUUAACCUCAGCGUUAUUGUUUAAUGUAACUUUUCUUCCUCUCUUUACCUUUUGUACAAUGUAUAUAAAUAACUUUUUGUUGACAUGUCAAUUGGAUACCAUUUGGAGUGCGUAUUUUGUUCUUUGUAGACACAGCCCUCCUAGACUAGCCUUUGCUAUUUGUGGGCAGUGAGAAAAUAAAAUUGUAAAUCUGAAUUAACCAAUAAAAUGAAAUGAAAUGAUAAGCAUAAUAUCCUCAUCACCAUCACCAUCACCAUGAGUGUCAUCCUCAUCAUUAUUACUUCCAUCAGCGUCAUAACUAACACCACCACAACCACCACCAUCAUCAUCUUCGUUAUCGCAGGAGCCCAUAUUGUCAUCAGCAUCCAUUGACAUCAUCAGCAUUAUCGUUGUCGUCGUCGUCGUCUUCGUUAUUAGGGACUUUAAGAUCCAACGACGCGGACGGUAACGAGAACGUCAAAAAAAACAAUAGGUUUGAUUAGCAAAACAACAACUUUGCACGUGCACCACGCAUUCUUGUACAUUUCUCUGCCCGUUUUAGCACAACUACGACGUGAACAUGCCUAAUUUCGCGUUUUACCGAGGACGUAAACAAGCAACGACGAAAUUUUAUUUCUCUUACUGUGCUUGGAUAUGGUGCCUAGGAAUUCAACUCCAGGAGUGUUCGCCUACAUUUGACAAAGUAAGUGUGUAGGAAUAAUUGCGAUAAAGACUGAAAGAACGCAAAUUCACUUUUUCAGCGACGUUCUAGUCAACGUCGCGUCGUCGAAUCUUAAAGUCCCUAUUACUAGCUGGGAGCUUACGCAACCACGCGACGACUACAACGACAACGUCAAAAAACUGAAUUGGCUUUAUGAGCAAAACAACAGCUCUGCACGUACAUCAUUUCAUUGACGUCCACUGCACGAUUACGACGUGAAACAUACUAACGCGACGUUUCAUGGAGGACCUGAACAUACGACGACGAAUUUUCCAUUCUCUUUUUGAUCCUGGAUAAAGUCCUUUCUAAUUCAACUCAAGGAAAAUCGCCUGAAUUUGCCAAAUUAGGCGGUCCAAAUAGACGCGAAAAAGUUUGAAUCGACGCAAGUUAACUUUGUUAACCACUCUUCCACUGCCGUCGUCGUCGUCGUCUCUUGUAGCUCCCUACUGUCAUCACAGUCAUCAUAAGCAGCAUCAUCUUCAUCUUCAUUUAUUUCUUUUUGAUGUUGUAACCGAAAUUCCGUUAGGCCGUUUACUUAGCUACGUUUUAAAAUCUCAAUAUUUUUAUAUCACACCAGGUGAUCAAAGUCAGGAAAUGGUCGACAGAGGCCUUUCUUUAAAGUGCGAUCUUCACGAAUGUUUGCUGGAUCCUGUGCAUUUACCUUACCAGUUUAAUUAUGUAAGUGUUAUAUAUAAAUCUCCUGUUCACUACCGCAGAUUUUCAAUUAGCCAGCAAUGCUGCAACUCUCUCUAAGUUUAUGAUACCAAGGCUGGAGUUAAAGCGUGCUGUAUUUAUGAAAAAUUGUCAUUUCGUGCGUGAAUCUGAAAUUUUAUAACGUGUCAUUAUGAACAAUUCGUUACUGCUAUUUAAAAUCUGUGAGUCUCAUUUCAAGUCACAAACUCACAGCAAGCCUUCAACAUAUGCUGUCCUUAAUAUUUUAAUCCUCGAUUUCAAUACCUUUAUUAUCGUCCGAAAUACUGCGUAAAGCAACGUGAUAAUCAGUGGUUAAAAUAUGAAAGCAGAGAAUUUCCUUGUUAACAAUCAGAAAACCAGUACCGAGGUUAUACCUUGAGAAAUAACAUAGCCUCUGAAAAUUCUUCACGUCCAAGCCACGAUUUUAGUUCAGUGUCAAAAUUAUUCAUCUUAAAUGUGAAGCAGCAAUGGGCCUUUGCAGAGAACCGGUCACAUGGUUUAAAAAUACCUUGCUGGAUGGCAAACGACACAGCCGGGCAAGAAAAACAAGGAAAUAACAUCACUCAAAAAGAUAAUAUUCUUUCUUUUCAAGGUCCCACUGCGUUGUUUGCCCUCCAGGGCCCUUCUUAGGAGAGUAGACGGUUUGGGGAAUUAUCGUAGCAAGGCAUGCAGCAUUGCCUCCUGCAGUAACUUAAAUAACUCGUCGUCUUCGUUUCAAUUUAAUCUACAGACGGUGGGCUCAGAGUCAACAAAUCUAACGAGUAAAGGGGUAGCAGUGACAAAACCUACUGUAUUGACUUAUCCAGUGUACAAUUUGGCUGCAGUAAAACUCGUUAAGACAGAUGCAAUAUGUGAAUCUGUGGUAAGCUGACAUUGAUUCAUUGAUUGAAAGGUUGACAUUUUGUUAUUGCUUAGCGUGCUACUGUUAAAGACAGGUUUACGGGAAAAUUUUAGCGUGCAAACUUUUGUUUGAAAGCGCAUCCACCGGAGUGACUCAGUUUGUUUCUUUACUAAUUUUGUUCUUUGUUUAUCUGCUUUCUUUUUGUUUUUGCAUGUUCCUUGAGUUAGCUCUUCGGAAUGGUGAGUUUACUAAAGCAUAAUAUAGGGUAAUUCCAAUGUUUGUUUUAUACUAUGUCUUUCCUUCUUUCCUUGCUUCCUUCCAUCCUUCCUUCCUUCCUUCCACCCUUCCUCCCUCCCUUCCUUCCUUCCUUCCACCCUUCCUCCCUCCCUUCCUUCUUUCUACCCUUCCUCCCUUCCUUCCUUCCUUCUACCCUUCCUCCCUCCCUUCCUUCCUUCCACCCUUCCUCCCUCCCUUCCUUCCCUCUACCCUUCCUCCCUCCCUUCCUUCCUUCCACCCUUCCUCCCUCCCUUCCUUCUUUCUACCCUUCCUCCCUUCCUUCCUUCCUUCUACCCUUCCUCCCUCCCUUCCUUCCUUCCACCCUUCCUCCCUCCCUUCCUUCCCUCUACCCUUCCUCCCUCCCUUCCUUCCUUCCACCCUUCCUCCCUCCCUUCCUUCUUUCUACCCUUCCUCCCUUCCUUCCUUCCUUCCUUCUACCCUUCCUCCCUCCCUUCCUUCCCUCUACCCUUCCUCCCUCCCUUCCUUCCUUCCACCCUUCCUCCCUCCCUUCCUUCUUUCUACCCUUCCUCCCUUCCUUCCUUCCUUCUACCCUUCCUCCCUCCCUUCCUUCCUUCCACCCUUCCUCCCUCCCUUCCUUCCUUCUACCCUUCCUCCCUCCCUUCCUUCCUUCCACCCUUCCUCCCUCCCUUCCUUCUUUCUACCCUUCCUCCCUUCCUUCCUUCCUUCUACCCUUCCUCCCUCCCUUCCUUCCCUCUACCCUUCCUCCCUCCCUCCCUUCGUUCUACUCUUCCUUCUUUCCACCCUUCCUUCUUUCAUUCCUUUCGUCUUUCCACCCUUCCUCCCUCCCUCCCUUCCUUCUACCCUUCCUCCCUCCCUCCCUUCCUUCCUUCCUUCUUUCCACCCUUCCUUCUUUCCCUCCUUUCUUCUUUCCACCCUUCGUUCUCUCCUUCCUUCUCUCCUUCCUUCCUUCUUUCCACCCUUCUUCUCUCCCUCCCUUUCCUCCUUCCUUCCACCCUGCCUUCCUUCCUUCCUUCCUUCCUUCCUUCUUCUUCCUUCCUCCCUCCCUCCCUUCCUUCCUUGCUUCCACCCUUCCUUCCUUCCUUCCUUCCUUCCCUCCACCCUUCCUUCCUUCUUUCCACCCUUCCUCCCUCCCUUCCGUCUUUCCUUCCUUCCUUCCUUCCUUCCUUCUACCCUUCCUCCCUCCUUCCCUUCCUUCCUUCCUUCCACUCUUCCUCUCUCCCUUCCUUCCUGCCACCCUUCUCCUUCCUUCCUACUUGCAUCCUUCUUUCCUUUUCCCCUUAGUUUAAUAGUUCUUUCGUUCGUUCGCUCGUUAGUUCGAUCAUUCAUUCAUUAUUCUUUUAUAUCCCUCCUUCGUUUCCUCCAAAUUAAACACUUUCUACAUUUGUCCUUUCAGCAUACCGCAUACAACACAUGUCAACAAUCCCAACGACUUUCUUGAGACCAGCCUGAAAAACAGCAAUAACAGUGGACACAGAUUCGAGUUUAAUAAGCACUUGUUACUUCGUCUUUGUUUUUCUUUGUGGCAGCCCUUCAUUGUUCGACCCACCUUGUGCUGGAAGCUAGACUGGGAGGAUCUGGAAAGUAACCAACAGCAUUUCCAUGCCCUGUGUUCAGUGUUAAAUGAAAGGGUACAAUUUACAUUUUCUUUUUAAACGGGUGACAAGUGUUUGGUUGUUACUGAGGUGCUGCUUUUUUAUAAGUAUCCCUUAAACUUCAUUCCGAGUGUUUCUCUUCAUAUCAAUGGAUGCCAUAGAGUACAAUAAAAAAAAUUCCGAUUAAAGUUCAUCCACAACUAAAACCAUAUCCCUGUUUUCUUGAAGAACAUUGUUUUUUGUUUAUCGUUAAUGGACAUGAACUUUAUUGUGUAAUUUCCGAUCUCAGUCAUUUUUAGCUUCGUCCCCCCGGGCUAAUUUUAUUUAGGCAAAUAAUCCUUUUUUCUGUUUUUCUUUAAAAUCAAAAAGGGCGUCGCCUUGUUGGCAAAGACAAGUUAUAAGCCUGUGACAUUGCCUGGUGUUGAGACACCUGUGACACCCUUGUCUCCAGAAGGACACUACUUGUUUCUUCCUUCUGAUAAUAACUCUUUGUUGCUGAAGUCCAUUGCUGUUAGUGAGCUGAUGUUACCUAAUGAUUUCCAGUCUUCUGUACAGGGACCUAGCGACAGUGCCUUAUCAGCUGUAGCCUCAUGUCUUGACCAGGUA
This is a messenger RNA of Porites lobata, 9263 nucleotides long. Lineage: Eukaryota; Metazoa; Cnidaria; Anthozoa; Scleractinia; Poritidae. The record is from the annotation of a GenBank genome assembly.